CAAACAUUCUUCCAGCUUCCCUUGAAACCAUGAUGGCAACACAGUCAAUCCCCCUUGAUUCAUACCCAGAGCAGCCGGAUUGAACACUUGAUGGAUUUGGGAAAUCUGAAGCAGGGAAUUUGGGAAUAUUGGUGCAGGGAAACCCAGUAGUCAGAAGAUUUGUGUUACUGGUCUGAUAAACUGAAUUGACAUGCAAAUUCAACAGCUAAUGACAGUAUGCCAGUCAUACCCCAGAUGUCCAGCAACACUGAAGCAGGUCCAAGCUGCCCCAAGGCCGACCCUGAUGCCUCAAGCCCUGUCCCUGCUGAGUGUCAGACAUCUAUGGAAGCUGACAAAGGAGCCAUUUACAGACAUCCUCUGUUUCCACUCUUGGCUCUCCUGUUUGAGAAAUGUGAGCAGUCGACACAAGGCUCUGAGUGCAUCACCUCGGCAAGCUUUGACGUAGAUAUUGAAAACUUUGUUCGCAAGCAGGAAAAGGAAGGGAAGCCAUUUUUCAGUGAAGAUCCAGAAAUCGAUAACCUGAUGGUGAAAGCAAUCCAAGUGUUACGUAUUCAUCUUUUGGAGUUGGAGAAAGUUAAUGAUCUCUGCAAAGAUUUUUGUAACCGUUACAUUGCUUGUCUGAAAACCAAAAUGAACAGCGAAAACCUAUUGAGCAGUGAUCCAGGAGGUCCUUAUGCAUCUGUUCAAACACAGCUUCCUGUACAGAACACAACCAUCACCACCUUACCUGGCACCAUCAGUCCUCAGGGCAUUGUCGUUCCUGCCUCAGCUUUGCAGCAGGGAAAUGUCACAGUGACGACAGUGAACCCUACUCAAGUUGUAACAGGUGGUGGGGCAGUUUAUCAGCCUGUUACUGUGGUUACGCCUCAAGGCCAGGUAGUGACUCAAACACAUGGCACAAUACGUAUCCAGAAUGCACAGCUGCAGCUGCAACUAAAUCAAGAUGUGAAUGUCUUGCAUCAAGACAGUGAGAAUUCUCCAAAAAACAAACGAGGAGUCUUGCCAAAGCAAGCUACUAAUAUCAUGAGAUCCUGGCUGUUCCAGCACAUUGCGCAUCCUUAUCCCACAGAAGAUGAGAAAAGGCAAAUAGCUGGUCAGACUAACCUUACCCUCCUCCAGGUCAACAACUGGUUUAUCAAUGCUCGCCGGCGGAUUUUACAGCCCAUGCUCGAUGCUAGUAAUCCAGACACUCCACCCAAGGCCAAGAAGAUCAAGACCCAAAGUCGCCCAGUGCAACGAUUCUGGCCAGAUUCAAUUGCUGCAGGGGUAGCUCAGCAACACGUAACCAGUAUUACAGUGUCAGACAGUGCGAUGGUCUCAAUAUCAAGUCCAGUGAAUGUGAAUGUGGACAGUCUGCAGUCUUUGUCGUCUGAUGGAGCAACACUGGCUGUACAGCAAGUCAUGAUGGCCGGACAGAGUGGAGAGGAUUCUGGCAACAGUGUCGAGGAAGAUGACAGUGAUCUGUCUGCAACAAACAUUAGUGGCCUGGCCUUAGACAACAGCGACUCACUGCAGUAGGCCCAACACACAGAAAAGCCAUGAGAAAUGGAAGGAGGACUGGCCAUGUAUUUUUAUUCUUUGCACUCAGUGCAUUUUAUUUCUGACGUAUUUUAUAUAUAGGUAGGAGAGCGCACUUUUCUAUCUCACCUUGUAUUGAAUGAAUGGGGCUCUAAAUACUCUCACAUUGAACUAGCUGUUUUAAUGUGGACAGACAGUAAACGUAUUUCACCGGAUCGAUGUGCAGACUGAAUCAGAAGUGUUUCAACUUCAUGUGUGCUUGGUCUGUUUUAUCCACUUAGAAAUAACUGGCCAUAAUUUUAAAGGUGAUUUGAAGAAACUCUUUACCUAAUUCUCCA
Molecule: messenger RNA, 1856 nt
Organism: Hemiscyllium ocellatum (epaulette shark)
Lineage: Eukaryota; Metazoa; Chordata; Chondrichthyes; Orectolobiformes; Hemiscylliidae
Gene: pknox1.1
Product: pbx/knotted 1 homeobox 1.1
Exons: 11
Coding region: 217-1518 (433 amino acids)
Biological process (GO): regulation of transcription by RNA polymerase II
Molecular function (GO): RNA polymerase II cis-regulatory region sequence-specific DNA binding; DNA-binding transcription factor activity, RNA polymerase II-specific
Source: RefSeq, a predicted model, not a curated record